AAUUACUUUGGUUAUGUCCCUUGCCAAUUUUGCCUUACCGGAAGCGAAUAAUUCUAGUUCCUUUCCGACUAAAGCCGUCAUCGAAUAGGCUGACAAUGGCUCCUCCCAGAAAACAGCGUGAAAAAAAGAAGGCAGUUACAAAUGAAGUAAUUACCAAGGAAUGUACUAUUCAUAUGCACAAGAGAGUACAUGGCGUAGGAUUUAAGAAGAGGGCACCUAGAGCUAUCAAGGAGAUCCGCAAGUUUGCUGAGAAAAUGAUGGGUACCCCUGAUGUUAGAAUUGAUAUUCGUCUAAACAAGCACAUCUGGUCCCAGGGCAUUAGACAUGUUCCUCACAGGUUACGUGUUCGUCUUGCACGCAAGCGCAAUGAAGAUGAGGAUUCAACUCACAGACUGUACACCCUAGUGACACAUGUUCCUUGUGCUGAAUUUAAGGGAAAACAAACCCUUAAUGUUGAUAACGAAUAAAAAUUUUGUGGCUAGAGGAAA
Messenger RNA from Physella acuta, 488 nucleotides. Its product is annotated as large ribosomal subunit protein eL31. Gene Ontology annotation, cellular component: cytosolic large ribosomal subunit; ribosome. NCBI's taxonomy places the organism in Eukaryota, Metazoa, Mollusca, Gastropoda, Physidae. Gene Ontology annotation, molecular function: structural constituent of ribosome. The record is from RefSeq and is a predicted model, not a curated record. Gene Ontology annotation, biological process: cytoplasmic translation.